Messenger RNA from Sardina pilchardus (European sardine), 3067 nucleotides. It is a transcript of the gene kras, whose product is annotated as v-Ki-ras2 Kirsten rat sarcoma viral oncogene homolog. Gene Ontology annotation, molecular function: GTPase activity; GTP binding; GDP binding. The record is from RefSeq and is a predicted model, not a curated record. Gene Ontology annotation, cellular component: plasma membrane. The transcript is spliced from 6 exons. Bases 270 to 839 code for a protein of 189 amino acids. Gene Ontology annotation, biological process: Ras protein signal transduction. NCBI's taxonomy places the organism in Eukaryota, Metazoa, Chordata, Actinopteri, Clupeiformes, Clupeidae.
GCCAACCUCCUCCGUCGUGCCGAAAAAGAGAAAGCAGGCCAAAUGGGGGAAUUAUAGCGAGGGGAAAAAAUCAACUAUCUAUGUGAUUGUAGGCAUUUAGGCCUAUGUGUGUUCUGUGAAUCUUCAAAUGUCAAAUUCGCGUUUAAGAAAAUCCUAUUGUAAUAGUUUACAUUUAUAUUCAAAGAUGGCGAGAUCGUGUCAAAGAAGACGACUGAGGGCUUGAGUUAUUGGUUCUUCGGACACGGAACUUGGAACAGCAAAGGUGAAAGAUGACAGAGUACAAGCUGGUGGUGGUGGGAGCUGGUGGCGUUGGCAAGAGUGCGCUCACCAUCCAGCUCAUCCAGAACCACUUUGUGGACGAAUACGACCCCACCAUAGAGGACUCCUACAGGAAGCAGGUGGUGAUUGACGGAGAGACGUGUCUGUUGGACAUCUUGGACACUGCAGGUCAGGAGGAGUACAGCGCCAUGAGAGACCAGUACAUGAGGACAGGGGAGGGCUUCCUCUGUGUCUUUGCCAUCAACAACACCAAGUCCUUCGAGGACAUUCAUCACUAUAGGGAGCAGAUCAAGAGAGUGAAGGACUCGGAGGACGUUCCCAUGGUCCUGGUGGGAAACAAGUGUGACCUCCCGUCCCGCACUGUGGACACCAAACAGGCCCAGGAUCUGGCCCGCAGUUACGGGAUCCCAUUCAUCGAGACGUCAGCCAAGACGAGACAGAGAGUGGAGGAUGCCUUUUACACUUUGGUACGGGAGAUCAGACAGCACCGGCUGAAAAAGAUCAGCAAGGAAGAAAAGACUCCACGCUGCAUCAAGCUAAAAAAAUGUGUUGUGAUGUGACAGGGGGGUGUUGAUGAUGCCUUCUACACAUUAGUUCGGGAAAUCCGGAAACACAAAGAGAAGAUGAGCAAGGAGGGCAAGAAGAAGAAGAAGAAGUCCAAGACAAAGUGUAUACUUAUGUGAAUAAUGCUUCCCUUUGCAGUAUGGCAUCAGAUGGAAUAUGUUAAAGAAAUGUAUUUUGUACAUUACACUAAAUUAUUAUCUUCUUCGGAAUCUUUUUUUUUUCUUCUUCUUCUUUCAUUUUGCCCCCUGUUAAUUGUUUUCUGGAAACAAAUAAGCUUUAUCUCCUGUUUGGUGCCAGUUGCCCCAAAGUGUUGGUCCUUCAUCUCUAGCGAACUAUAACUGGUAUGAUCUAAUCUCAUGGUUGAAAAAAGGGCAUUGAUUUUAAUUUGUCCUCUGAGUUAACACAACUAAGUUAAAUUGUGAUUUAAACAAAAAGAAUGACCUUAACUCAGAUGUUACCCAGUGUCACCCUCUGAUUGGAAAUGGGUGUUUUAGUCUUUGAAUUUGAACACGUCUGUAUUUUUAUUGCAGGAAGAGGACUUUUUUAUAAUCAGCUUGAGGGAGUAAUGCUAAGUGUGGGGAAGGACCAGCACGUUUAUGGGUGCGUUCUUAUAUAUCUAGCACUGUGUACUGGAUGCUCCCUUUUCGGGAAUGUCAUGGACUCAUAAUGGCCUGCUGUUUUAUCUAAUAUCUAACUUUCAAGGCUUUGAUCAUUUGUGGGUGGUGAUUUUUUAUUUUAUUUUAUUUUGUUUUAUUAUUAUUGUUAUAAUUUGCUGAAACCCUUAAAAUGCAUGUCCUCUUGGUCGACAUGUUUUUAAUACUGUAUUGUGCAGCCUUGACAUUGUCCAGUGAUGGCAGUGACUUGAGUCUCCAAGGCCUCAAAGUGAUUGAAUUAAUCGUGACAAGUAUUUGACGAUGGGCAUGAUGAAAGACUAUGGAAGUGAUGAGAAUGAGAACUCUGAGCCCCAAACAAAUGUGCUCAGGAGGGAUAAGGUGUUCUCUGCGGUCCUGUACCCUUGGAUAAAGUACUGAUUUCACUCGCCUCGGUUUGAAAGCUUAUGAUCAAAUCAGAGAGGAUUUACUGCAAAAGCUACAGAGAACGUCGGCGACUGGUCUUCCACUGGUCUUACUGGACCCUAGGAGAGGGUUCUCAGGGGUCAUCAUGCAGUACUGACCCCUCUUCUGAGGGGUUUAGCCAGUACAUGUUCUCUUGAACACACCAAAAUGGCCUGACGAUGGUGCAUGAGAUUUCAUUUGUGGUCUUUUUUUUUUAGAGCAACAAGGACAUGUGAGCAAAUCACUCCAUGACAGUGACAGUUUCAGAUGGUUAUAUCAAAUGCAGUUACGCUUUUAAAAAAAUCUAUUUGCUGCCAUAGAACAGUUAUAUACUGUAUUUUUGAAACCCAGAACAAACACACUCAUAUUUUUGGGUUGUCUUGAAGCAAUAUAUAAUAUAUUAUUCACCAAAUUCUCUUUAUGAAUCUUCCUGGGCUGCCUUCUGUGAGAUAUAGGGUUUAAUAAUGGAUCAUAUGUGUUGUGCCCAGAACCAGUGAUUUGAAUCGUCUCAUUUUAAAUCUAAUUUUCCAUGUUCUGAGGCCCUUGCCUUAUUUGCUAUUUUAUGAACCACACACAACACAUAGGCCAAUUAAAAAGUAACUGAGAAACUGGGUGAUCAUUUUGUAAACACAAGUGCGGAUCACACAGUUGAAGCGAAGAAAGUUGUUACCCAAAACAGCUUCAUUUUUGGAACUUGAUUUUGUAAACUACUUAAUCCAUCUUUAAGAUGAGCUUCAUUUACAGCAAGAAAUGUCCUUUUGUUUUGAUUUUUGAGGAUGCUUGCUUUUGUUUUUUUCUUUCUUCCUCUUUGUGUGCCAAUACCAGAUCUCUCAAAUUGGUUACCUACAUCUGCAGAGAAUUCAAACCAACCUUUGUACAGUUGUGAUACUGAAAGAUGCAUAUUUUGUAAAUUGUGGUUCAUUUUGUUGUGUGUCGAAAUGAAUGUCACUAAUAGAGUUGAGAAUCCACUUUGUUGUGUUUGUGAAUGGAGUGAGUGGUUUUGCUCAUGGAGGUGUGAAUGACCACUGUUCAACAUGUCCUUGAGCAAUGGUCCAUGUGGUGACCUGAAAAAAAAAUCAGACUAUUUUUUUGCCAUGAAUCUCACCACUCUUACGUAAUGUGUAAUAAAACUGAAGAAAUAAUAAAAAAAAAAACUGUGGAGGCAAAAA